Neopelma chrysocephalum (saffron-crested tyrant-manakin) is the source of this 1602-nucleotide messenger RNA. Its product is annotated as 5-hydroxytryptamine receptor 7-like. The record is from RefSeq and is a predicted model, not a curated record. Lineage: Eukaryota; Metazoa; Chordata; Aves; Passeriformes; Pipridae. Gene Ontology annotation, cellular component: membrane. Gene Ontology annotation, biological process: chemical synaptic transmission; circadian rhythm; vasoconstriction. Gene Ontology annotation, molecular function: G protein-coupled serotonin receptor activity. The coding region runs from base 134 to 1408 and encodes 424 amino acids. The transcript has 3 exons.
CGAGGCGGGGAGGGGACAAGGAUGCUCCGGGGGUGGCUUUUUGCUUCCUCGCCUGCCCGGAGCUCGCAGGGGCUCGCCUGGAGGAUGUCUCACCCCCUCGGCACAGGUGUCACUGCCGGGGCGAGUUCAGAGCAUGCUGCUGAGGGCCACCCCCAGGAGGUUCCUGGAGCAACACCUUCUCUUCGUGGAGAGCGCAGAGCGGCAGCCCCCGGCUCGGGAAUCGCUCCCGAAUCCAUUCAUGACUGAGGAACCCCCAGCCGAGCCGGACCUGCCGCCCUCCAACCUGACCAACGCCACGGACUGCGGCGAGGAGAUCCUGCUCUAUGGGGACACCGAGAAGGUCGUCAUCGGGGCCGUGCUCUCCAUCAUCAUCCUCAUGACCAUCGCCGGCAACGGGCUCGUCAUCAUCUCCGUGUGCAUCGUCAAGAAGCUCCGCCAGCCCUCCAACUACCUGGUGGUGUCCCUGGCGGCCGCAGACCUGUCGGUGGCCUUCGCCGUCAUGCCCUUCGUCACCAUCACGGACCUGGUGGGGGGAGAGUGGCUCUUUGGGAAGGUGUUUUGCAACGUGUUCAUCGCCAUGGACGUCAUGUGCUGCACGGCCUCCAUCAUGACCCUGUGCAUCAUCAGCGUGGACAGGUACCUGGGCAUCACCCGCCCGCUGACGUACCCGGUGAGGCAGAACGGGAAGCUCAUGGCCAAGAUGGUCUUCAUCGUUUGGCUGCUGUCUGCCUCCAUCACCCUCCCUCCCCUCUUCGGCUGGGCCCAGAACGUCACGGUGGAGAGGGUGUGCCUCAUCAGCCAGGACUUCGGCUACACCGUGUACUCCACGGGGGUGGCCUUCUACAUCCCCAUGGCCGUGAUGCUCGUCAUGUACAGCCGCAUCUACAAGGCGGCCAAGGUGAGCGCCGAGAAGCACCGCUUCAUGAACUUCCCCAAGCACUACGAGGAGGAGGGAGUCUACUGCCUGGAGGCCUCCAGCCGGGGCCACCACAGCUCCCGGCGGACCAAGGCGGCCGAGGAGUGCGCCACGCUCUCCAAGCUGCUCCGGCAGGACAGGAAGAACAUCUCCAUCUUCAAGCGGGAGCAGAAGGCGGCCAGGACCCUCGGGAUUAUCGUGGGGGCCUUCACGUUCUGCUGGCUGCCCUUCUUCCUGAUGUCCACGGCCCGGCCGUUCAUCUGCGGCGUGCGCUGCAGCUGCAUCCCGCUGCGGCUGGAGAGGACUCUGCUCUGGCUGGGGUACACCAACUCCCUCAUCAACCCCCUCAUCUACGCCUUCUUCAACAGGGACUUGAGGACUACUUUCUGGAACCUCCUGAGGUGCAGGUACAGGAACAUCAACAGGAGGCUCUCGGCCGCCAGCAUGCACGAGGCCCUGAAAGCCACAGAGAGGCACGAGUGCAUCCUGUAGAGCCACGUCCUCUCUCCCAGUGCCUGACCGACCAGCUCCUGCCUCUCCCAUUUCAGGUUUCCUUGCUUCUCCCGCCCUCCUGGGGCUGGCAGAAACCAUUUGUGCCAUUGUUUCCCCCCCUGCCAGACAUCACUGCACCCCUUCCCCUCACCCUGUGAGGAGCCGCGGCUUCUCCUCCCCUCGGGAACAAGUGG